This is a messenger RNA of Nipponia nippon (crested ibis), 966 nucleotides long. The record is from RefSeq and is a predicted model, not a curated record. NCBI's taxonomy places the organism in Eukaryota, Metazoa, Chordata, Aves, Pelecaniformes, Threskiornithidae.
AUGGAGCGGAGCUGUCCCAAGGAGCAGCGGGACCGUUCCCGGGUGGCAGAUGGCCGGACCGCGGACGGGGGCUGGCCGGGCGGCAUCGCGGUGUAUGAGCACGCACCCGCCCACUUCCUGCCUGCGACGUUCAAGCUCUGCGCCGCCAUCUCCUACCGGCACCUGCGCAACAUGACCGGUCUGAGAAGACAAGCCGCCGUCACCAUCAGCCAAGAGCUGAGCAAGCUCGCCUGCCGCGGCACGGGACCCGGCACGUGGAUUCACCAGGUUCGCAGAAGAAGCUCCUUGCUCAGCUCGAGGCUGGAGGAGAAGCCCUUCAGCGAGAUGGAAAUGUCUUACAUCAAGCAAGGAGAGGAAGCCCUCCAGAAAUCGCUCAGCAUCCUCGAGGACCAGGACGGCUGGAAGACGGAGACGGUGGUGGAUAACGGAGACAAAGUGCUGAGCAAGGUGCUCCCGGACGUGGGGAAGGUGUUCCGGCUCGAGGUGGUGGUGGACCAGCCCCUGGACGCAGUGUACGGCGAGCUGGUGGACAACAUGGAGCAGAUGGGAGACUGGAAUCCCAACGUCGAAGAAGUCAAGAUUCUCCAGAAGAUUGGAAAGGACACAGUGAUCACCCACGAGAAGGCGGCCGCUACCCCCGGGAACAUUGUCGGACCGCGGGACUUUGUGAGCGUCCGGUGCUCCAGGAGACGUGGCUCCACCUGCGUCCUGGCCGGCAUGGCCACGCAAUACGGCGCUAUGCCGGAGCAGGAGGGAUUUGUAAGAGCUGAGAACGGCCCCACGUGCAUGAUCCUGCGCCCGCUGCCCGGCAGCCCUUCGCGGACCAAGCUAACGUGGCUCCUCAGCAUCGACCUGAAGGGCUGGCUGCCGAAGACCAUCAUCAACCAGGUGCUGUCCCAGACGCAGGUCGACUUUGCCAACCACCUCCGGGAGCGCCUGGCCCAGACAGUGGCCGUGGACUGCUGA